Molecule: messenger RNA, 9181 nt
Organism: Sorex fumeus (smoky shrew)
Lineage: Eukaryota; Metazoa; Chordata; Mammalia; Eulipotyphla; Soricidae
Gene: ARFGEF2
Product: ADP ribosylation factor guanine nucleotide exchange factor 2
Exons: 39
Coding region: 138-5474 (1778 amino acids)
Biological process (GO): regulation of ARF protein signal transduction
Molecular function (GO): guanyl-nucleotide exchange factor activity
Source: RefSeq, a predicted model, not a curated record
CCGCGGCGUCGCUUCCUGACGGGGCGGCGCGGACGGACGCGGCCGGUGCCGGCCAGGACGCCGGGGCCCGCCGCCUCGCUCGCCCGCUCGCUCGCGCCGCCCGCCGCGGGGCCGCCCGCCCCCGCCGGGCCGGGACCAUGCAGGAGAGCCAGACCAAGAGCAUGUUCGUGUCCCGGGCCCUGGAGAAGAUCCUGGCCGACAAGGAGGUGAAGCGGCCCCAGCACUCGCAGCUGCGCAGGGCCUGCCAGGUGGCGCUCGAUGAAAUUAAAGCGGAGAUAGAAAAGCAGAGGCUCGGCGCUGCCGCCCCACCCAAGGCGAACUUCAUCGAAGCUGACCAGUACUUCCUUCCGUUCGAGCUCGCGUGCCAGUCCAAGUCCCCGCGCGUGGUCAGCACCUCUCUCGACUGCCUGCAGAAACUCAUCGCCUAUGGACACAUCACCGGCAACGCCCCUGACCGAGGAGCCCCGGGGAAGCGGCUGAUCGACCGGAUUGUUGAGACCGUGUGCAAUUGUUUUCAGGGCCCGCAGACGGAUGAAGGCGUUCAGUUACAAAUAAUUAAGGCUCUUCUGACGGCCGUGACGUCCCCGCACAUCGAGAUCCACGAGGGUACCAUCCUGCAGACAGUGAGGACGUGUUACAACAUCUACUUGGCCAGCAAGAACCUCAUCAAUCAGACCACCGCCAAGGCCACCCUCACCCAGAUGCUGAACGUCAUCUUCACCCGCAUGGAGAACCAAGUGUUGCAGGAGAGCAGAGACUCCGAGAAACAGAGCCAGUCCAAGCCACAGUCUCCAGUGGCCCGUGCCGCGGCACUGUCCCCAAAGCUCGCUCACCUGAAGCAGGGCCAGGCGCCCAGCAAGCCAUCCACCCCCGAAAAGACAGAGCUGGCCAAUGGGGAGCACGACAGGAGCGCAGAGAACGGAGAUGCACCCAGGGAGAGCGGCCCCGCGUUGCCAGAGACCAGCGACGGAGCCCAGGAAGUGGUGAAGGAGAUCUUAGAAGAUGUGGUCACAUCUGCCAUUAAAGAAGCCGCCCAGAAGCACAGUCUGUCAGACCCCGAAAGGGUACCCGGCGAGUUGGAGUACCAGGAGUGCGCCGUGCCCCCCGGCGUGGACGAGAACUCCCAGACCAAUGGCAUCGCGGAUGACCGGCAGUCCCUGUCGUCAGCCGAUAAUCUGGAGUCAGACACCCAGGGACAUCCAGCGGCCACCAGGUUCUCUCACGUCCUGCAGAAAGACGCCUUCCUUGUGUUCCGCUCCCUUUGCAAGCUGUCCAUGAAGCCCCUGGGUGAAGGCCCCCCCGACCCAAAGUCCCACGAGCUACGUUCCAAGGUGGUGUCCCUGCAGCUGCUCCUGUCCGUGCUGCAGAACGCCGGCCCCGUCUUCAGGACGCACGAGAUGUUCAUCAACGCCAUCAAGCAGUACCUCUGCGUGGCCCUGUCCAAGAAUGGUGUCUCCUCCGUGCCGGACGUCUUUGAGCUCUCUCUUGCCAUUUUUCUGACUCUUCUUUCCAACUUCAAGAUGCACUUGAAGAUGCAGAUAGAGGUGUUUUUCAAAGAGAUUUUCCUGAACAUCUUGGAAACGUCGACUAGUUCUUUUGAGCACAGGUGGAUGGUCAUCCAGACUCUGACCAGGAUCUGUGCAGAUGCCCAGUGUGUUGUGGAUAUCUAUGUCAACUACGACUGUGAUCUUAAUGCUGCUAACAUUUUUGAGCGCCUCGUAAAUGAUUUAUCCAAAAUCGCUCAGGGAAGAAGCGGACACGAGCUGGGAAUGACACCCCUGCAGGAGCUCAGCUUGAGGAAGAAAGGCCUCGAGUGCCUUGUGUCCAUUCUCAAGUGCAUGGUGGAGUGGAGCAAGGACCUGUACGUGAACCCCAAUCACCAGACGAGCCUCGGUCAGGAGAGGCCCAUGGACCAGGAAGGGGAUGGGAAAGGCCUCGACCUGGCCAGACGGAGCAGUGUGACGUCCAUGGAGUCCACUGUGUCCUUGGGGACGCAGACCACGGUCCAGGAUGACCCAGAGCAGUUUGAGGUCAUCAAGCAGCAGAAGGAAAUCAUUGAACACGGCAUUGAGCUUUUCAACAAGAAACCCAAGCGAGGGAUCCAGUUUCUGCAGGAGCAGGGCAUGCUGGGCACGUCCGUGGAAGACAUGGCCCAGUUCCUGCACCAGGAGGAGCGCCUCGAUUCCACCCAGGUAGGUGAGUUUCUGGGCGAGAGCGCACGCUUCAAUAAGGAGGUGAUGUACGCCUACGUGGACCAGCUCGACUUCUGUGAGAAGGAGUUUGUCUCCGCGCUGCGGACGUUUCUGGAAGGUUUCCGCCUGCCAGGGGAAGCUCAGAAGAUCGAUCGGUUAAUGGAGAAAUUUGCUGCAAGAUACAUAGAGUGUAACCAGGGGCAGACGCUGUUCGCAAGUGCGGACACAGCCUACGUGCUCGCCUACUCCAUCAUCAUGCUCACCACAGACCUGCACAGCCCUCAGGUGAAAAACAAAAUGACAAAAGAGCAGUAUAUUAAAAUGAACCGGGGCAUCAACGACAGUCAGGAUCUCCCCGAGGAGUAUCUCUCCAGCAUCUACGAGGAGAUCGAAGGCAAGAAGAUCGCCAUGAAGGAGACGAAAGAGCACACGAUCGCGGCCAAGUCCACCAAGCAGAGUGUCGCUAGUGAAAAGCAGCGGCGGCUUCUGUACAAUUUGGAGAUGGAGCAGAUGGCUAAAACAGCCAAAGCUCUGAUGGAGGCCGUGAGCCAUGCCAAGGCCCCCUUCACGAGUGCCACGCACCUGGACCACGUGCGGCCCAUGUUCAAACUGGUGUGGACGCCGCUUUUGGCAGCCUACAGCAUUGGCCUGCAGAACUGUGACGACACUGAGGUCGCCUCCCUAUGCUUGGAAGGCAUCCGCUGUGCCAUCCGCAUCGCCUGUAUCUUCGGAAUGCAGCUGGAACGCGACGCCUACGUGCAGGCUCUCGCCCGCUUCUCCCUGCUCACAGCCAGCUCUAGCAUCACAGAGAUGAAGCAGAAGAACAUCGACACCAUCAAGACCCUCAUCACCGUGGCGCACACCGACGGCAACUACCUGGGGAACUCCUGGCACGAGAUCUUGAAGUGCAUCAGCCAGCUGGAGCUUGCGCAGCUGAUCGGAACCGGCGUGAAGACCCGCUACCUUUCCGGGUCGGGGCGCGAAAGGGAAGGGGGCCUGAAGGGCCACAUGUCGGCGGGAGACGAGUUCAUGGGUCUCGGUCUCGGUACUUUGGUGAGCGGCGGAGUGGAUAAAAGACAGAUGGCCAGCUUCCAGGAGUCAGUUGGAGAGACCAGCUCUCAGAGUGUGGUUGUAGCCGUGGACAGGAUUUUUACUGGAUCCACCAGACUGGACGGAAACGCCAUAGUUGACUUUGUCCGCUGGCUGUGCGCCGUGUCCAUGGACGAGCUGGCCUCCCCCCAUCACCCCCGCAUGUUCAGCCUGCAGAAGAUCGUGGAGAUCUCCUACUACAACAUGAACCGGAUCCGCCUCCAGUGGUCGCGAAUAUGGCACGUGAUCGGAGACCACUUCAAUAAGGUUGGCUGUAACCCCAACGAAGACGUGGCCAUCUUCGCUGUGGACUCCUUACGGCAGCUCUCGAUGAAGUUCCUUGAGAAGGGAGAAUUAGCCAACUUCCGUUUCCAGAAAGAUUUUCUGAGACCCUUUGAGCAUAUCAUGAAGAAAAACAGGUCUCCCACCAUCCGGGACAUGGUGAUUCGCUGCAUCGCCCAGAUGGUCAACUCCCAGGCCGCCAACAUCCGCUCCGGCUGGAAGAACAUCUUCGCCGUGUUCCACCAGGCAGCCUCGGACCAUGACGGCAACAUCGUGGAGCUGGCCUUCCAGACCACGGGCCACAUCGUCACCUCUAUUUUCCAGCACCAUUUCCCCGCCGCCAUCGAUUCCUUUCAGGACGCCGUGAAGUGCUUGUCGGAGUUCGCCUGCAACGCCGCCUUCCCGGACACCAGCAUGGAGGCCAUCCGGCUCAUCCGCUUCUGCGGGAAGUACGUCUCCGAGAGGCCCCGGGUGCUGCAGGAGUACACCAGCGACGACAUGAACGUGGCUCCUGGUGACCGAGUCUGGGUCCGAGGCUGGUUCCCGAUCCUGUUUGAGCUUUCCUGCAUCAUCAACAGAUGCAAGCUCGACGUGCGGACGAGAGGCCUCACCGUCAUGUUUGAGAUCAUGAAGAGCUACGGCCACACCUUUGAGAAGCACUGGUGGCAGGACCUGUUCCGGAUUGUGUUCAGGAUCUUUGACAAUAUGAAGCUCCCUGAGCAGCAGUCGGAGAAAUCCGAGUGGAUGACAACAACUUGCAAUCAUGCACUUUAUGCGAUCUGUGAUGUGUUUACCCAGUUUUAUGAAGCUUUGAAUGAAGUGCUUCUUUCUGACGUGUUCGCACAGUUACAGUGGUGCGUGAAACAAGAUAAUGAGCAACUGGCUCGAUCAGGUACAAAUUGCUUAGAAAACUUAGUCAUAUCCAAUGGAGAGAAAUUCAGUGCUGAUGUCUGGGAUGAAACGUGUAAUUGUAUGUUGGAUAUUUUCAAAACAACCAUCCCGCAUGUCUUGCUGACGUGGAGACCUGCAGGAAUGGAGGAAGAUGCGUCGGAGAAGCACUUGGAUGUGGAUCUGGACCGCCAGUCUCUGAGCAGCGUGGACAGAAACGCCUCGGAGAGGGGCCAGAGCCAGCUGUCCAACCCGACGGACGAGGGCUGGAAGGGCAGGCCGCAUGCAAACCAGAAACUGUUUGCCAACCUCCUCAUCAAGUGUGUGGUCCAGUUGGAAUUGAUACAGACCAUCGACAACAUCGUCUUCUACCCUGCCACGAGCAAAAAGGAGGAUGCGGAGCAUAUGGUCGCGGCCCAGCAAGACACCCUGGAUGCGGAUAUUCACAUCGCGACGGAGGAUCAGGGCAUGUACAAGUGCAUGUCUUCCCAGCACCUGUUCAAGCUGCUGGACUGCUUGCAAGAGUCCCACUCCUUCUCCAAGGCCUUCAACUCCAACUACGAGCAGCGAACUGUCCUGUGGCGGGCAGGUUUCAAGGGCAAGUCUAAGCCCAACCUCCUGAAGCAAGAAACCAGCAGUUUGGCCUGUUGCCUGAGGAUCCUGUUUCGAAUGUAUGUCGAUGAGAACCGGAGGGAUUCCUGGGAAGAAAUACAGCAUCGACUCUUGAAUGUGUGCAGUGAGGCUCUGGCCUACUUCAUCACGGUGAACUCGGAGAGCCAUCGGGAGGCCUGGACAAGUCUUCUGUUGUUGCUCCUCACGAAAACCCUCAAAAUAAGCGACGAAAAGUUUAAAGCACACGCUUCGACGUACUACCCCUACUUGUGUGAAAUUAUGCAGUUUGACCUGAUCCCUGAGCUCCGAGCCGUCCUGCGCAAGUUCUUCCUGCGAAUAGGUGUCGUGUAUCAGAUCUGGAUUCCGGAAGAGUCAUCCCAGAUCGCAGGAACUCUGUCACCGGGCUGGUAGCCCAGGGCCCUAUGGGCCCCUGCUGCAGCUCUGCCCAAGGCCGGCCAGGCCACCUCUGCCUGGCACGUCUCCCCAAGGAAGGUCCGAUGACAGAGACGAGGAGUUGGUGUCUUGGAGCUCAGAACAGCCUCAAGGGCGUCUGUCCUGGUCGCGUGUGAGCCCUGACUUAAGGCGCGGUGGUGUGUCAUAAAACUGCCUCACACCCACUGAGCGCAGGAGGUGGGCAGUCCGUGUCGUUUCUGUCAUUCCAUUUUCCCAGUCGAACUGUCGGGUCUGUCAUUACACGUCAUUUUCUCGCUCGGGUCCCACGGUCGGCUGUAAAUGUUUAGUCAGAGGGAGUCGCGCUCCUUGAAAAUACUGAACAUAGCUGUAUAGGUUCGUGAUUAUUCUAGACAGUAUGUUAAUAAAAUUUCUUGUAAUGGCUCAGUGCCACGUAAAAUAGGCUGGGUUUUCUGUUGUCGUUCGAGUGUGUUAGAGAAGUUUGAGUGUUUUUGUCCAUUGUGAGUCAGCUGUAGUUAGGGUAGUUUGGGGAAAGAUAGCGGGGAAAGGUGGGUUUUUGUCUGUUUUGUUAACGUCUGAAUGACUUUUAAAGUAGUUCCAAAAGGGAUAUUAUUGAGGAUGUGAUUCAUGGCAGAGUUUAGUAAUUUAGAAUUAAGAGCCUGCAAGGUUUCAAAACAUGCAUCGCCUCCUGGCUCUCCCUGUGUCUGCAGCUUGGGGAGGAAAAGUCUACAGGCAAAAGUAACUUUAAUAAAGACGAUCAGCUUCCUUGAAGUAUUCUGUGGAUGGGUGUUAAAACGUCCAUCUCAUACACUCUGAAAUCUAAUAUAUGAAGUAGUCAUGAAAAUGAAGUAGUAAUUUAACAGAGUUAAUUUAUAUUUGAAUAAACGUUUAUUUUUACCUCAGAAUUGUGAGUGUUCCCAUUGUUAGUGUCCCCGCUUUGCACGGUCCCCCGGAAAGGGCCCGUGAGGAGGGGAGAGUGGCUGUGUGAGAGAGGGGUGGCCCCGGGGGCCCCCUCAGCCACACGUCCAGUCUGACCCUGAGCGCCCCGUGCUGCUGUGGGGACGGCCCGGCCCGGGUGUGGCCACGCUUCCGUGGACGGGAGCCAGGAGCCCAUGGGCAGAAGCCGGGGUCCUUACUCUGCUGCUGAUGGUGCAAUACUCUGGCCUGUGUUGGGACUGAAUUCGGAUGCGGUUUCUCCAAAGGCAGGCGGCAGAGCAAUGCGGCCCACGGCCUGCAGGCAAGUCUUGAAACGUGAGUUAUUGAGUCGGCGAGGAGGAGACGCUUUUAGUUUUCUGCCCUCUUGUCACCUGCUCGCCCAAGCAGCGUUCAGGUCAGGACCAGUGGGGACAGGCAGGCUCCACCCCCCUGCUUCUGUCACCGCAGUCGGGUUGUCCGAUGGCAACUCUGGUGCCUUAGCCAUUAGUCAGUUGGAACUUGUCUAUGAAAUUGGAUGUUCGCCUUUUUUUUUUCUUUUUUCCUUUUAGAGAAGGAUUUCUGGUGCUUUUUGUUUACUCCGAGACCGAUUUCUUAUAUUUUGCUUUGAACAGCCGAGAGAAAUGUGUGGCUGGGGCCAGUAGCCCUCCCAUCUCCUCUUUCAUUUCUCCAAAAGUGUUUCAUUUGUCUACCAAAGAGAAGCGGCAGGCUCUUGCAUUAUUCCUCUGCAGGAGGCAGAGCUGGGGGAAGUCUGUUCUGGGAGUGGGACACGUUAGCACUCUCACCGAAAUGACUCGAAUUCAUCUUUUCUUUUCUUUUCUUUCUUUUUGGGUCAUACCCGGCGAGGCACAGGGGUUACUUCUGGCUCAUGCACUCAGGAAUUACUCCUGGUGGUGCUCAGGAGACCAUAUGGGAUGCUGGGAAUCGAACCCAGGUCAGCUGCGUGCAACCCUACCUGCUGUGCUAUCGCUCCAGCCCCCGUCACAUCUUUUUUUAAUUUUUUUUUAAUUUUUGGGUCACACCUGGCAAUGCUCAGGGGUUAUUCCUGCCUCUGCACUCAGAAAUUACCCCUGGCAGUGCUCAGGGGACCGUAUGGGAUGCUGGGAAUUGAACCUGGGUCGGCCGCAUGCAAGGCAAACGCCCUACCCGCUGUGCUAUCACUCCAGCCCUCCCUCACAUCUUUCUGAGUGCAACGCGGAACUCUUGUCCUACGACUCAUGCCCUGGAACUGUAGUUCUUCACACCACCCUAAGCCAGUCCCCUUCCUUAGCACUGGCUCCGAAGGCACCCAGGGGAGUAGUUCAUUCCUGCUGGCCCCAGGCUGGCAGCGACGCCCCCUUGUCUGGGCCACAGCGGAGUGUCUGCUUCCUUCACCCCUGCUAUCUUCAUUCUUUGCCACCUCUGGCGGGAUAAGACAAUGUAAGUGCAUUCUCUUCUGAAGAUUUUAGGUUACUGAAUUUCUUUUUUAAAUUUUGUCUUGCAAGAGAUUCGGUUUUCUGAAUGAGGCAUUUGAAUUGUUUCGAUCUGGACGUUUUUGAGAACUGGAUGGAAAACCGUUCAAGGUCAUUGUUCUUGCGAGUAGUCAUGACAUAACAGAGGCAGGAUCGAACCUCCAGUAAUAAGCCAUUCGACAGAAACUCUCUUUUGUGAAGAAAUUGAUUCUCCAUCCUGGUCAGCUUGGCCUGUGCCACUCAGGCACUCAUGAAAGGAGGGUCACAGCAGCAUCGAGGCCACGAUGUCACUUAAUAACAGUCGUGGCCACGAGGGAAGCAUUUCCAAGGCCUUAUUUCCUUCUCCGAAGGCUUUCAUCGUUCCUAUGUCCUGGGCCUCUAUAAGGAGUUUUCAUUUGUUCUGAUUCUGCUGCUUUUGAACAAUUUCGUUUUUCUUCAUUGUCCUUUAGGGAAAUGACCCGCUUUGGCUUCUUAACAACAAACAGUGGAUGGGAAAUUUUAUUUCUAAUACACAUCUUCAAAGUCAAAUCUACCUUUUUCCUCUUACUCCUUGCGUACAACCAAAGAAACAUACAUUAUGGAAAUUGUAUAAUAUCUUUGAAGCUCAACAUUUCCCUCUGACAGGCGACUUUUAUACAAAAUGCAAAAAAUUUUAAAAAGUGGUCUUUAUAGUCACUAAAGGGACCUGCUGACAGAUACUUUAUGACCAUCUCAUUCAAAUGUUUGUUGUUAGGAUGCAAACACGUAUUGGUUUGAACAGAAGCUGGAUCCUUAAUGAGUUUUUUUUUUUUUCUGAAUACUGUUUUAAUAUUUGUGCUAAGGUUGACAUAGUUUGAACUCAGCGUGAAAUCUGGAGUUUCGCUAUCAGCAGCUUUGUAGUUUGGGGGGAAAAAAGAAAAAGAAACCAAAGCUGAGUAUUUAAAAGAAUAUCUGGAAAUUCUUGUUCUCAAAAAAAAAAAAAAAGACACUCAUCAAAGGUGUAGUUUUUCUCAGUGUUCUAAUUUUUAAAAAAUUUUAUCUGCAUAUUUGCAUCAAAUAUUUCUUUAUGUGCAAAACUGUAUGUUUUACCUCCUUAAAAUGCCUAAAGGUUAGUUGUUACUUUUGUUUAAUCUAUACACUGAUUAAGUGCAUUUAAUGUUGGUAAUUUAAUGAAAAGCAUUCCUUGCCCAACGGAUGUAUACAUUUUUGAAAGAAUAAGCAGAAUUAUAUAAUAUGAAAUGCUAUGUAAAGUUUUCUAUGUAAAACAUUAUGUAUAAUACUGUUAAAAUACCCCAUGCUUUAAUCAAGUGAUAAAUCAAUAAAGUUUUAAAAAUUCAGGCUGUA